This is a messenger RNA of Orussus abietinus, 1329 nucleotides long. RefSeq names its product dnaJ homolog subfamily C member 17. Bases 194 to 1177 code for a protein of 327 amino acids. Gene Ontology annotation, biological process: spliceosomal complex disassembly. Gene Ontology annotation, cellular component: spliceosomal complex. NCBI's taxonomy places the organism in Eukaryota, Metazoa, Arthropoda, Insecta, Hymenoptera, Orussidae. The record is from RefSeq and is a predicted model, not a curated record. Gene Ontology annotation, molecular function: nucleic acid binding. The transcript is spliced from 8 exons.
CGAAAGGCGCGAUACGUCGGUAAACGUAGAAUCCAGUCAGGUGUGGUGAGCUGGGUAGAGUUACCGUAGAGCCGCCGUAUCGUACGACGGAGGUGACAAGAUGGAAGUUUCCUAGAUUCUUCUCUCUGCUCACAGACACGACUUGCUCCCGACUCAUCUCUGGUUGUAAAUAUUUUAAAUUUGAUCAUUAAUUAUGGAUGAUCUUAUGAAUUUGGAUUUGUAUCAGCUGAUAGGUGCAUCACCUACAGCUUCUGUGAAGGAGAUAAAGACAGCGUACCGGAAAAAAGCGCUUACGUGCCAUCCGGACAAGAAUCCGGAUAACCCAAAAGCAGGGGAGUUGUUCCACGAAUUAUCCAGAGCUUUGGAAAUAUUGAUUGAUGAAUCUGCAAGGGCCGCAUAUGAUAAAGUUUUACAUGCAAGAUGUCAAGCUAAAUUAAGAGUCAGAGAAUUAGACUCAAAACGUAGAAAGUUUAAAGAAGAUCUAGAGGCAAGAGAAGAAGCCUAUAGACUCAGUCAGCAAGGUGGGGGAUAUAGUGGUAAAAGUGACGAAGAUAGACUUAAGGCUGAAAUAGAAAGGUUGCAAAAAGAAGGCUCCAAACAAGUAGAAGAAGAAGUUGCUUUUGUGCGCCAGAAAAUUUUUGAGCAAUUACAUGGCCACAAUAAGUCUGCACCAACAGAUUGUAGAAUUAAAUUAAAGUGGAAAGUUGCAAAAGAUGAUUCGGAGAAUGGUGGAUACAAUUACGAUGUUCUGCACAGAAUGUUAUCUAAGUAUGGGGAUAUCGGAGCUCUUGUGAUCUCAUCGAAUAAAAACGGACGUGCUCUGGUUGAAUAUAAGGAAGCUACUGCAGCAGAAAUGGCAGCACAAAUUGAAAGUGGUCUCGCGCAAAAUCCCCUGGUUCUUGAGCUAAUGGGACAGGCAGAAAAAAAGACGAAACGUAGUGCAACUGAAACUAGUGGCAGUAAUUCUCAACAAAAUAAACGAUUGUUUCCUUCAGCAUUUGAUACAAAUGAGCCAAAAACUUGUAGUUUCCUUAGUUUUGCAUCAGCGCCCGAUAUAUUCCGUACUCAACCUAAAAUGACAGAUGCACAAUUUGAAACAUCAGUCCUUGAUAAUAUGAGGAGAGCCCAGGAAAGGAAACGAUUAUUGGAAGAGUUAAGAGCUGAGGAGGGAACUUGACAAAUUGGAUGACAAUACUGGUUCUUAAUGUAUUAUUGAAAAUUGUAAGAAAGUGUGUAUCUCAUCUAGCAGAGACACCAAAGUCGUGGUUGUUGCUUAAAAAAAAGUAAAGCAACAAGACAUAUUUUUAUAAUAAACUUAUUUAAAUGCCA